AUGGCGCUGGUCCACUCUCUGACCGUGUCCACUGAGCGUCCAGGACCAGGCCUGAUGGGAGCGAUGGGUGCCGUCAGCAGCAUGAUGCAGAGUCACGUCUCUUAUCCUGACCGUGCUAACAUUGAGGUCAGCACCAGGUUCCGUAAGGGCACGCCGGGCUCGGGACGCCUGCUGUCCGAAUCCUCACAGGGAAGUCAGACUCCGUCCAGCAAGAGGAGGAACGUCUCCGACAGAGCCCAGGGCUUCGGGACUCGCUCAAAUUCACACCAGGACUUAAUAAGAGACUGGACCCAUAAUCAUCUGUGUGUGGACGCACCCCCGAGACUGGUCCCAGUGUCUGGACAGCUAGGAAGAAGCGAUCAGCAGACCCUAAUCAGACCCAGUGCCUUCAAACCCGUGCUCCCGAGGAGCCGAAACGGCGUGCAGUAUCUGUCCCCGCGGCUCGGAGCCGGUCUGUCGGGAAGCCAAGGAAACCUCAGCAUGAGUUCUCCAGAAGAUGAAGACGUCUCGACCGUGACGACGGAGCGGCGCAGCACUUACAGCGGCGCUCGCGAUGCUCUGUUCAGCCAGUCCUUUACCAUGAGCCAGAGCCAGAACCAGAGCCAGAGCCGGAGCCAGAGCCAGAGCCAGAGCCAGAGCCGGAGCCAGAGCCGGAGCGAGGACAGUAAACAUCACGGAAACUCCAACUCGGACAGCGGCCGCUCCUCGUCCAGCAAGAGCACGGGUUCCCUGCUGACCGAACCGCUGUCCCCGGCACCCAUCCAGACCUACGAGGCCAUCGUCAGAGACCUGGAGGACAAGCUGAGGGAGCAAGACCUGGAGCUGCAGCAGCUCCGAGAAAACCUGGACCACAACGAAGUAGCCAUCUGUCAGGUGUACGAGGAGCGUCAGAAGCACACGGAGCUGGACAUGGAGGAGUUCAGACAGACGUGUGCGGCGAAGAUGCAGAAGGCGUCUCAUAAAGCGCAGCGCGAGCAUCAGCUCCUGCAGCUCCAGGUGUUUCAGCUUCAGCAGGAGAAGAAGAAGCAGCAGGACGACAUGACACAGCUCCAGCAGGAGCACCAGAGACUCGAGGAGCGCUGCACAUCCUACGAACGAGAACACACACAGCUGGGGCCCAGACUGGAGGAGACCAAGUGGGAGGUGUGUCAGAAGUCUGGAGAGAUCUCCCUGCUGAAGCAGCAGAUGAAGGAGCUGCAGGGGGAUGUGGCGCAGCGUGUCGGUGAGCUGGUGACGCUGCGUGGACAGAUGCGAGAGGUUCGAGCCGAGCUUCAGACGUGUCAGAGUCAGCUGCAGGAGGCGCACACAGCCUCACGCACACGGACGCUGGAGCUCGAGGUCUGUGAGAACGAACUGCAGCGCCACAGGAGCGAGAACCAGCUGCUCCGGGACAGAAUAAGCCGCAUGGAAGAAGAGUCGUCUCGCUCGAGCGUCGAUGACAGCGAGGAACUGAAGGCACACAAGCAGCAGAACGACCGUCUGACAGCAGAGCUCGCUCACGAACGCCAGCACUCCUCUGAUCAGGCGUCUGCGUUCGAGAGCGAGAUAAAGAGCUGGGAGGAGGAGAAGGAUAAAGUGAUCCGCUAUCAGUCUCAGCUGCAGCAGAACUACGUGCAGAUGUACAAGAGGAACCGAGAUCUGGAGCGAUCGCUCCGUCAGCUCCACCUCGAGCUGGAGAACCGGGAACAGGACGAUGACAGCAGCGGGAACGAAGUCACGUUCGGCGACAUCGCUGCGACCGAGAUCUGACAUCAGUAAUCGUCUUCUGUUCUCAGAUAGUGCUGUCAAACUAUUAAAUCCUGAUUAAUCACAUCCACGUAAUAUAUACACAGUACACACACAUUGUGUAAACAUUUUAAUAUUCCUUUAUUUGACAGCACUAUUCUGAAAACAGAGUAAGGGGAUGUUCACACAGAACAUGUUUUUGGCACGUAGGAAGUGGAAAAGGGAAAAAACAUGUUUUUUGUUAAUUGAACAACUUAAGUUGAGCGCUGAAUUUUAUGCGUGGAACUCUACAAACACAUCUGUGUUGGAGAGAAAAACAAUGUAAUAUAAGAGUGGAACAGGAAACGCUUCUGUGUGAACAGACAGAGCUCAGUGCUUACACAUUAUGAAGUACUCUGCUCUUAUCAACAGCAACAGAACUGCAUCUGUAUUGCUAUUCAAUAAUCAUCUAUAACUGCGAGGACAUGAGCAGCAGUAAUUCUGACAGGAGCUGAACAUGUCUUUAUUAAACUAAUGUCAGCAAUAUUCAUUAUUUUCUAAAAAGCUAUUGACUGUGAUAUUUGUAGUAAAAUAAGCCCAUUACUGCCACUGUGAAUAGAUCUUGUGGGUGACUGUGCUGGUGUUGUCAUUUUUUUAUGAAACCAAUUCACUGUAUAUUUUCUGUGCUGUAUAUUUAAUGUUCCUAUGAGCUGUUUGUAAUUAAACACCUGCAAUGA
This is a messenger RNA of Carassius gibelio (silver crucian carp), 2441 nucleotides long. RefSeq names its product leucine zipper putative tumor suppressor 2 homolog. The transcript has 4 exons. Bases 1 to 1749 code for a protein of 582 amino acids. The record is from RefSeq and is a predicted model, not a curated record. Gene Ontology annotation, biological process: negative regulation of canonical Wnt signaling pathway. Lineage: Eukaryota; Metazoa; Chordata; Actinopteri; Cypriniformes; Cyprinidae.